GGCCAAGGGGCUGGAGCCCUGAUCCCGCUGCCCAUGUUGGAGUGAAGGGCAGAUUCAGGUCAUCUCCCUGACUCAUCCUGAAGGACAGAGACUAGAUGGAGAACAUGGCAGGUUUCCCAGAAUCCUUCACAUCCAGAUUCCUCGUCAUCCUCCUCUUUCACCAGCUGCUCACAAUGGGUUCAGCUCAGUUUUCUGCGAUUGGACCUGCUGAGCCUGUCCUGGCCUUGGAGGGGGGAGACGCUGAGAUGCCCUGUCACCUGAACACUAAGGAAAGCGCUGAGUUUAUGGAGAUGAGGUGGUUCCGAUCCCAGCCCUCUAAUGUCGUGCACCUGUACGAUAAUGGAGAGGAGCUGUUUGGAAAUCAGAUGAAUGAGUAUCGAGGGAGGACGGAGUUGGUGACAGACGCCAUAGAUUAUGGGAGUGUGGCUGUAAGAAUACGCCAUGUCAGAGUCUCUGAUGAGGGAAACUAUCACUGUGCUUUCUAUGAUGUCUUCCAUGCUGACAGAGCCCUCCUGGAGCUGCAGGUGGUCGCUCCCCUCUUCCAGACGGCUUUGUCCUUGAUGGUGGCCCUGGGAGUGACCCUCCCUGUGCUGGGACUGCUCAUCGCUGGGGGUCUUUAUCUCAUCUGGAAACACCCCAGGGACAAAGAGAAAUUCCUGUUGGAGCUCAAGCAGACACUGGUACAGUUACAUCCCACCAUCGUCACUCUAGAUCCAGACACGGCGCAUCCCAACCUCGUCCUGUCCGAGGAUCGGAAACAGGUGACGCGGGGAAACACAUGGCAGGACCUUCCCAACAACCCGGAAAGAUUCAGUGAUUGUGGCUGUGUGCUGGGCCGCGAGCGCUUCACCUCCGGGAGACAUUGCUGGGAGGUGGAGGUCGGGGAGAAAGGAGCCUGGGAUCUGGGGGUUUGCAGAGAAAAUGUGAGGAGAAAAGGGUGGAUUUCAGCGUCCCCUGCGGAUGGAUUCUGGACUUUAAUGAAAGAUAAAGAUAGAUACUGGGCCCGAACUUCUCCCUGGACACCGCUCUCCCUGAGCACCCGCCCCUUCCGGGUGGUGGUUUACCUGGAUUACGAGGCUGGAGACGUCUCCUUCUUCAGUGGCACUGACGGAUCCCACAUCUACACUUUCCCCCGCGCCGCCUUCUCGGGGACCCUCCGACCUUUCUUUUGGCUUUGGUCCCGUGACCCAACCCCCCUGACCAUCUGCUCUGUGCCCGGUGGGGCUGGGGGUGACCCGGUCCCUGCCCUCUCUCAAGACACCUCGGUGACCCCACCAGGGGUGGGACCAGCCUCAGCCGCUGGGGACGGGGAUCCCCUCCCUGGGGCCGAUGCCCCAUUGCUCCCCGCCCAGCCCAGCCCCGGGGUCCCUCCUGCCCCUUAGGGAACCGUCCUGCCCUCUGACCCCUGCAGCUCUUUGUCCCCUCGAGGGCCGCAGCUACCUGUGUGCCCGCCUCCUCUGCUGUGGAAUGGGUGGGGAGGAAGGAGCGAAUGGGGAAAAUUGUAUGAGGAAGAAUCAGCAGGAUAUAGUGGCAGCGUGAAGUAGUGGCACAGCCUUAUGAUCAACGGGCCGGAGAGUCAGAGGAUCCAGGUUGAAAUCCCAGCUCUGCAACUGUCCG
Tachyglossus aculeatus (Australian echidna) is the source of this 1617-nucleotide messenger RNA. Its product is annotated as butyrophilin subfamily 1 member A1-like. The record is from RefSeq and is a predicted model, not a curated record. Lineage: Eukaryota; Metazoa; Chordata; Mammalia; Monotremata; Tachyglossidae. Gene Ontology annotation, molecular function: signaling receptor binding. The transcript has 7 exons. The coding region runs from base 96 to 1382 and encodes 428 amino acids. Gene Ontology annotation, cellular component: external side of plasma membrane. Gene Ontology annotation, biological process: regulation of cytokine production; T cell receptor signaling pathway.